ACAAGUGGGAACUCAUCGAUCGACAUGCUCUUCAAUUUCGUCGUGAAAUAGAAUCAUCUAUAAUGAAAAGAUCACUUAAAAACAGAAUCUACUCGAUAAGCGAAGAUUAUUUGAGUUCACGACUAAAUCAUCUGUCAUUCGCUGACUGUAUACGAUACUGGUUUCAAAGAGCACGUAAAAGUUCGAAAUGUUAUUCAUUAUCCAACAAAUGGUUGAAGCAAAUUUUGUUGUGAAUGCUUAUAUUCAACUGAAGACGGUACUAAAUCCAUUGUUACUAUCCUCUUAUAUCAUCCGCAAUUUCGAAGUUUAAAUUUUGUUGGCCAAGUAUAUUGAGGUUUAGUUAUUAAAGAAUCGAGUUUUUCUCAUUAUAAAGAAGGAUCUCGCAUUAUUACAGCAACCUCUCUCUCGACUUCAAAAAAUUAUGAAGUAGCCGAAUGUUUCAGCGGACAAUAUAAUGUAUCGUCGCAUACCGAUGAUAUAUCCGUCUUGUGUAUAUACACAAUCAAAAAUGAAAAUUGUACAGCAUUUUACAUUGUUGAAUAUUCAGAAUUUCCCGAUGAAGAUGAAGUUUUAAUUCUACCUUAUUCACCAUUUCAAAUUACGAAAAUAGUAAGAAAUGAUCAACAACGGCGAACUGAAAUACAUUUAGAGGAAUGUGAUGCAGCAGCAUUACUUACCGAAACAUCUUUUCGACCAAAUAAAAUUGGCAAAAUAUUUGAUAAUGGUAAUAAUGUAAAAAGUAAUAUGGAAGAAAUAAAUGAACGUCGUCUUGAAUCAUAG
Molecule: messenger RNA, 780 nt
Organism: Rotaria sordida
Lineage: Eukaryota; Metazoa; Rotifera; Eurotatoria; Philodinida; Philodinidae
Source: the annotation of a GenBank genome assembly